Messenger RNA from Prunus mume (Japanese apricot), 1699 nucleotides. RefSeq names its product 3-dehydroquinate synthase. The record is from RefSeq and is a predicted model, not a curated record. NCBI's taxonomy places the organism in Eukaryota, Viridiplantae, Streptophyta, Magnoliopsida, Rosales, Rosaceae. Gene Ontology annotation, molecular function: 3-dehydroquinate synthase activity. Gene Ontology annotation, cellular component: cytoplasm. Gene Ontology annotation, biological process: aromatic amino acid biosynthetic process.
UCCAAUCAAUCUCUCCCUCCCACUGCCCUACCCCGCCACAAUACAUCUUCUUCCUUCUUCAGCACAGCACAAUGCCCCACUUCUUUAUCACACCAGAACCAGACGCAAAAUCACCACCCUCUCCUCUAUCUCCACCCAACCCAAACCCCCACUCGAGUCCAUGGCUUCCACGGCCAACCCAUUCUCUAUCUCCAUCUCUUCCAAGCCGACCCUGAAAGCUUCUGUCUUCACGCCCAACAACUCGGCCGAGCUAUCUCUUCGGGUUCAGAGCUCUAAAGCCGCUUCUCUGCGGUCUUCGUUCGUUUCGCAGAGCUCCGUUGAGUUGACUCGGCUCGGGAACUCGGCGUUGAGAGCGAGUCGAGUGAGAUCGACGUCGAGGAUUAUGGCGAGUUCGGCGCAGGUGGUUGAUCAACCGCCGAGUAAAACGGGUCCUGUGGUUCCCACCAUUGUGGACGUGGAUUUGGGUAAUCGGAGCUACCCAAUUUACAUCGGAUCCGGACUUCUCGAUCAACCCGAACUUCUUCAGAGGCAUGUUCAUGGAAAGAAGGUUCUUGUGGUCACUAACAACACAGUUGGGCCAUUGUACUUGGAUAAAGUUGUUGAUGCUUUGACAAGAGAUAACCCAAAUGUGUCGGUUGAGAGCGUGAUUUUACCAGAUGGUGAGAAAUAUAAGAACAUGGAUACUCUUAUGAAAGUUUUUGACAAGGCUAUUGAGUCAAGACUGGACCGAAGAUGUACAUUUGUUGCCCUUGGAGGUGGUGUGAUUGGUGACAUGUGUGGCUUUGCUGCUGCUGCUUUCCUUCGGGGUGUUAAUUUCAUUCAGAUUCCAACAACUGUUAUGGCACAGGUUGAUUCUUCUGUUGGGGGGAAAACUGGUAUAAACCACCCUCUUGGGAAGAACUUGAUUGGUGCUUUUUACCAACCCCAAUGUGUGCUUAUAGACACAGACACACUAAACACGUUGCCAGAGAGGGAACUGGCAUCAGGGUUUGCUGAGGUCAUCAAGUACGGGCUGAUUAGGGAUGCAGAAUUCUUUGAAUGGCAGGAGAGGAAUAUUCAGGCUUUAAUGUCGAGGGAUCCAGGGGCAUUGGCUUAUGCUAUAAAGCGCUCAUGUGAAAACAAGGCUGAGGUUGUGUCCUUGGAUGAGAAGGAAAGUGGACUGAGGGCUACACUGAAUUUGGGUCAUACAUUUGGCCAUGCAAUAGAAACUGGGGUCGGCUAUGGGCAGUGGCUCCAUGGGGAAGCUGUUGCAGCUGGCAUGGUUAUGGCUGUUGACAUGUCAUACCGCCUUGGUUGGAUCGAUGAAUCACUUGUGAAGCGAGCUAACAACAUUAUCAAGCAGUUCAAGCUACCUAUUGCCCCUCCUGAAUCCGUGACAGUGGAGAUGUUCAGAUCUGUAAUGGCGGUUGAUAAGAAGGUAGCUGAUGGGUUACUAAGGCUCAUCCUUCUGAAAGGUCCUUUGGGCAAUUGUGUUUUCACAGGUGAUUAUGAUAGAAAAGCCCUGGACGCUGAACCUGCAUUUUGUAUUUUAGAUGGCCCCAGGCUUCCCUUUAAUUUAUUGGCAAGAGCCUUUGGCGAGUUGUAAUGUUAUAAAUUGUUGCAUUUACAAUAUAUUCAAUUCUGGGAAAUCAUGUUAUUUCAAUGCUUAUUCGAUUGUGGAUAUCUGGAAUAAAAUAUGCACAUGCUUUUCUAGUUCCAA